GAGUAGCCGUUUCCAGGUGGCUGAUUCGAGGACUUGUUUUGUCACAAGCUGCUGCUCUAGAAACUACUGCAGGUCCGACCAUGCCGUCGGAGGGUCGCUGCUGGGAGACCCUGGAGGCGCUGCGCAAUUCCGAUAAAGGUCGCCUCUGCUACCACCGCGACUGGCUGCUGCGGGGCGAGGAUGUUUUAGAAGAAUGUACGUCUAUUCCCAAACUAUCUUCUUACUCCGGAUGGGUGGUAGACCAUGUCCUACCCCAUACACAAGAGAACCCACCUCCCUCUGAGACUUCAUCCUCCUCCAGAUCUGCUUCAGCCCUAGACCAACCUUCAUUUGUGCCCCCAUCUCCCGUCGGAAGCAUUGCCUUCUCACCAGCUUCCCCAGCAACACCAGAUGGAACCAAGGACAGACCUGAGUCCCAGCAUGCAGAGCCUAUGGUACUUCAGUCCUCCAGGGGGAUCAAAGUGGAAGGCUGCAUCCGAAUGUAUGAGCUGGUGCACAGAAUGAAAGGAACAGAGGGCCUAAGGCAGUGGCAGGAGGAGCAGGAGAAGAAGGUUCGAGCCCUGUCCGAGAUGGCAUGUGAACAACUGAAGCGGUUUGAUGAACGGAAGGAACUGAAGCAUCAUAAAGAAUUCCAGGACUUACAGGAAGUGAUGGAGAAGAGUUCCAGAGAAGCCCUGGGGCACCAAGAGAAGCUAAAAGCUGAGCAUCGUCACAGAGCCAAGAUUCUCAACCUGAAGCUGCGGGAGGCAGAGCAACAGCGCCUGAGGCAGGUGGAGCUGGCACGGCUCCGGAAGGAGGAGGGCCAGGUCCGCCUGCGUGGCCUCUACGCCCUGCAAGAGGAGAUGCUGCACCUCAACCAGCAGCUGGACUCCUUGGAGCAGCCCAGAGACCUGCUCAAGGUGGACCUGUCUGCCUUCCGGACCCGGGCCAACCAGCUGUGUGGCCUCAUCUCGGGCAUCAUUCGGGCCACUUCUGAGAACGGCUUUCCCUCGGCAGAGGACCACGCUGCAGCUGAGAGAGCGCUGCAGGAAAUGCGGGACCUCCUCGUGAACUUACAGCAGGAGAUCGCCAGGGCCUCUGAAGACAAGAGGAGGCAGGAUGAAGAGGAGGCCCAGGUCAAGCGACAGGAAUCACAGAUGCAGCAGGGCCCAGAGGUCCACAAAGAGUCCCUCGUUCCCAGCCAGGGCCCAGGAGGGAAACAGAAGGAAGACCUCCAGGUGAAGGUGCAGGACAGUACGAUGCAGUGGUACCAGCAGCUGCAGGAGGCCUCCCGCCAGUGUGUACUGGCCUGUGAGGGACUGACCAGCAGCAAAGACAGUCAGGCCAAAAAGAUAAAGAUGGACCUUCAGAAGGCAGCCACCAUCCCCGUGAGCCAGAUCUCCACCAUUGCAGGCUCAAAGCUGAAGGAGAUCUUUGACAAGAUCCACAGCCUGCUCUCUGGAAAACCUGUUCAAUCUGGUGGACGCUCUGUAUCCGUCACACUGAACCCACACGGCCUGGACUUCGUCCAGUACAAACUGGCGGAGAAAUUUGUGAAACAAGGAGAGGAGGAAGUGGCCUCUCAUCAUGAAGCAGCGUUCCCCAUCGCAGUAGUGGCGUCUGGGAUCUGGGAGCUGCACCCGAGAGUGGGGGACCUCUUUCUCGCACAUCUGCACAAGAAGUGUCCGUACUCCGUUCCGUUCUACCCGGCUUUCAGGGAGGGCAUGGCUUUGGAAGACUAUCAGAGGAUGCUGGGCUACCAAGUGAAGGACUCCAAAGUGGAGCAGCAGGACAACUUCCUAAAACGCAUGUCUGGCAUGAUCCGCCUCUACGCUGCCAUCAUUCAGCUCCGGUGGCCUUAUGGAAAGCAACAAGAGAUUCAUCCUCAUGGCUUAAAUCAUGGUUGGCGCUGGUUGGCACAGAUAUUAAACAUGGAGCCCUUGUCAGAUGUGACAGCCACCCUCCUCUUUGACUUCUUGGAGGUGUGUGGCAAUGCCCUCAUGAAACAGUAUCAGGCCCAGUUCUGGAAGAUGAUACUUCUCAUCAGAGAGGACUACUUCCCCAGGAUCGAAGCCAUCACGAGCUCAGGACAGAUGGGUUCCUUCAUACGCCUCAAGCAGUUCUUGGAGAAAUGUUUGCAGCGCAAGGAGAUUCCUGUCCCCAAGGGUUUUCUGACUUCCUCCUUCUGGCGUUCCUGAUGUCACUCCAUCGCCCACCGUCACCCUUUUGCUGCAGAGGGGCGAAAUAAACAACUGAACGCAGCUGGACUUGGGAGAGUCAUGUCCAGAUUUAGAAAUCUACCAAUAUGUAUUUUUAUAUAGCUGUACCUUGUGACUAGGAAAGGAGAUUUUCAUGGGUCACAAAAUCUAGGUGGUCUGAUGACUUCUUAAAGGGUCCACCUGACAGAGAAAAUGGAUUUGGCCUUUCUCACUUCUGCAAAAAUUAUGAGGAAAGCUGUUUAGCCCUCGAUCCCAUUUUUUGUUUCCUUUGUCUCUAGUAACUUUCAGAAAGUAGGUAACACCUUAAGCAUUGCACUCUGAGCUGAAGUGAGCCUACCACUCUGACUCCACGCCCCCGACCCCCACCCCCACGCUGCCCUGUUCCCAGAAAAGAGUAAACAUGCAUAAAGUCCCUUUUAAAGUGUCGUUUAAUAGUCGAGGCGAAUCCUUACAUGUACGUCUGGGAUAUAUGGUCGCUUUGCCUUCCUCAGCUUGUGAAAUAACUAGAAAUUCAGAGGAAGUGCCUGAUGUGGACGUAGUUCUAAAUAGCAUCAGGGAUAGCUUAGAGUCUGGGAUUGGGACUGUUCCCACGUGUUACAGGGAACCGAGAAGCACUGUUUGUCCUCUUCAUUUGGGAUUCGGCCCUUGCAUGAGUAGGGAUGUGUGAACCAGGGCAGGCGCCUUCCUUUGUUUUCCAGGUUGACUUCGGAAGGGCUGCGAAUAUACGUGAGUAUAUUCGCAGUAUAUUAUACGUGAGUAUAUUAUACGUGAGUGGAGCGUCCAUACGCAGGGAGUAAUAAAAAUGUCAGGGAGGACCUGGAACUGCUGUGUGUUGCUUUACUUGUUCUGACUAGUGAAUCAUGAUGGAUUUGCUAGACUAAAGCCACUACAAAAACCCAAAGCUUGGCUUUUCAGAGAAGAGUCGAGAUCUGUUGAUGAAAAGAUUCAUUGUCUUAGACUGCCUCGGCAGCGGCCAUGGAUCUCUUCCUCUAUACUAAAUGUCGUGUGUGAGAUGUGCUUCUGGGAGGUGGUGAUCCCCUGAUACUCUUGGCUUGAAUUGACCUAGUCUAUGAAUUACUGACUAUGGUGCCAAAAAAUAAGUAAUAAAGCUCGAUUUCUAAAAACCCAUCGCUGGUAUCAA
Messenger RNA from Rhinolophus ferrumequinum (greater horseshoe bat), 3339 nucleotides. It is a transcript of the gene GLE1, whose product is annotated as GLE1 RNA export mediator. Lineage: Eukaryota; Metazoa; Chordata; Mammalia; Chiroptera; Rhinolophidae. The record is from RefSeq and is a predicted model, not a curated record. The coding region runs from base 81 to 2177 and encodes 698 amino acids. Gene Ontology annotation, cellular component: cytoplasm; nuclear pore cytoplasmic filaments; nuclear pore. Gene Ontology annotation, biological process: regulation of translational initiation; poly(A)+ mRNA export from nucleus; regulation of translational termination. The transcript is spliced from 16 exons. Gene Ontology annotation, molecular function: translation initiation factor binding; inositol hexakisphosphate binding; phospholipid binding.